Alternaria hordeiaustralica is the source of this 1488-nucleotide messenger RNA. RefSeq lists its product as uncharacterized. The record is from RefSeq and is a predicted model, not a curated record. Gene Ontology annotation, molecular function: protein binding. The transcript has a single exon. Lineage: Eukaryota; Fungi; Ascomycota; Dothideomycetes; Pleosporales; Pleosporaceae. The coding region runs from base 1 to 1488 and encodes 495 amino acids.
AUGGCGCUCCUGUACCUAGUCUCGAAUGGCGAGGUAACAGCGAUCUCACCACCUACCGCCGAUCUUCCCAGCGCACUCAGUAUGCUCACGAUCCAGGACCCUUCGAUUCCGAUGCCCGGCAAAUGCCAUAUCGACAGAUGCGCCGUCGAGAUCCUGAUACAAGUUGCGGAGAGUCUGGACUACCAGAGCCUGUGCUCCUUGGCGCGCGUCUCUAAGCGCUACCCGGAAGCCGCACAGGAUGCACUCUACCGCUUCGUCGAUCUUCGUCCAGCCGAAGAAGAUCUGGAAGCAGUGUACGUGUACAACGAUUGUCCCAACAAGUCUGCUAUUGCCAUGUUUCUCCGGACUAUCCAACAGAAGCCUCAUCUGGCGACCAAGGUCAGAGACUUAUGGUUUAUGCCACAGUCGAAACCGGUCUUAUACCCGGAACUGUUCUACGUCACUGCACCGUUCGUCCCUCAAAGUAUGAGGUUCGGAGUUCGUAGGUACAAAGUCGAAGAGAAGAAGCUAGCGUGCAAACUUCUCAGCUGCCUCACCGAGUUACGGUCUUUGACCAUCACCGCUCUGGACGAAUAUAUCUGCCACUGUGAGUUCGGCCUUUACGAUAUCUCAAACAGCAGACGCGACAAGGGUGUCUUUGAACGGCUCCCGAUGCGUCUGGAAAAGCUUACGAACCUACCCUGCUUUUGGAAGCUUACAUCUAUACAUGUUUCUCAUGGCAAGCUGGACUGGGCGAUCGCUACAUUACCUACACUGCACACCCUAUGCAUAGGUACUGGGGCAGACGUAAAGGUGCCGUCACCUUACGCCGAAGCCGCCAAUAUCACAACUCUCAUCAUCGAAGUCGAAGAUGGAACUCACGAAAACUGCUUCCUGGAAGCGAUAAAUAUCCUCGAUCAUCUCCCAAAUGUCCAUACAUUGACUUUGGGUUCUUAUCUGUCGAAAGGGGGUGAUCACAGAUUUCCUCGGAGUGGUAAAGACUACUUUGGCGGUACCGACUUAGGGAACACGGGGUCAUUCCCCUUCCACAUCGUGCAGACAUUACUCGAUCACGGACGCUCGGUUGAGAAUCUGAUAUUCACGUACUCAGAGCCUGUGCGUUUCGGAGACACUACGACUGUUCGCUUGGACGUUCGUGAGUUCGAACAGCUACGGCGAAUACAGAUUGCUGAGUGUCGCCUGGUGGAUAGUCAUGACCUCCAGCGCCACACUGGGCCCGGUCCAUCUCAGCUGCUACCUCGUCGCAUUCGAAAUCUAGGCAUCACCCAUCCUAGGUCUCCAAGGCCGGAGGAUGGGGACCGCAAGUCAAAGCUCACGAGCUGGCUAGGAGAGCUGACCAAGACCGACUUUCCAGACCUGCGACAAGUUGAGGUUGUGUGUUCGGUCGGAUAUGGAGAUGAUAUAGGGUUCAAACAGCGUCUUGAGCAGUCUGCAGAAGUUCGCUUCCUCGAGACUAUCGGUGUGGCAGUGGUGAUAAGGAAGGAGUGA